UAUAUAAUGGAAACGGAAUCGCAAACAGUUAGCAAUAAUAGCGCCAAUUCUAGCGAUGGUGUGGCCCACGACUCGCCCUACGAUCAGGACCUGAAAAUGUUUAUUGGUGGUCUCAGUUGGCAAACAGCCCCGGAGGGCCUAAGGGAGUACUUUAGCAAAUUUGGUGACAUAACCGAAGUAAUGGUUAUGAAAGAUCCCACCACUAGAAGAUCGAGGGGUUUCGGUUUUGUGACAUUUGCCGCACCGGACGCUGUGGACAAAGUGCUAACACAGGGACCCCAUGAGUUGGAUGGCAAAAAGAUCGAUCCGAAAAUUGCAUUUCCCAAAAGGGCACACCCAAAGAUGGUGACGCGGACUAAAAAAGUGUUUGUCGGCGGACUAUCGGCACCGACAACAUUAGAUGACGUGAAAAAUUAUUUUCAACAAUUUGGACGGAUUGAAGACGCGAUGUUGAUGUUUGACAAACAAACGAACCGACACAGAGGUUUUGGUUUUGUAACGUUUGAGAGCGAGGAUGUUGUCGAUAAAGUUUGCGAAAUACACUUCCAUGAAAUCAAUAGUAAAAUGGUCGAGUGCAAGAAAGCCCAGCCCAAGGAAGUAAUGAUGCCAAACAAUGUGGGUGCCCGAGGAGGCCGGGCAGCUGGUAGGGGCGCUUAUGAUUUAGUUUGGCCACUAGGAGCGCUUACCGAUGCUAUCGGAUGUACAGGAUUCCCGGCGGCCUACGCCAGCUACGCGGGACGGGGCGGCUACCCGGGCUAUCCCGGUUUUGGCUAUCCAUUUGCAGGGUUUGUUAUAUGAGAGGGAAAUGCCGUUUUCAGCGAAACAAACAAAACAAAAUACAAACAAAAAAUCAAUACAAAAAUUAAUUGCCUACCAGUUCUCCUAUUAUUAUUAUUUUAAUACAAAU
This is a messenger RNA of Oppia nitens, 907 nucleotides long. Its product is annotated as RNA-binding protein Musashi homolog Rbp6-like. The coding region runs from base 7 to 798 and encodes 263 amino acids. The transcript is spliced from 12 exons. The record is from RefSeq and is a predicted model, not a curated record. Gene Ontology annotation, molecular function: RNA binding. NCBI's taxonomy places the organism in Eukaryota, Metazoa, Arthropoda, Arachnida, Sarcoptiformes, Oppiidae. Gene Ontology annotation, cellular component: cytoplasm.